CACUUGGGUGCAGAGAGAGAUGGAGCAGGUGCUGAUAGAGCAACGUGUCCUGGAGCAUCAGAGAAUUGUAACCUCCCGUCCCCCCGAGCUCAGGGGCUUUGACAAGAACAUUCGUCAGAAGCUCGUCGAGUUAGAUCUGCCCGAUUACAUCCUGGACAUGGGCAGCGUCAUUCGCGGUAACACCGAGACACGCACGGUGAACGUCACCAACACCGGGCUCCUCCCGGUGUCCUUCAGCAUUGACAAGCGUGCCCUGCAGGGCAAAGCCUUUACUGAGGAAAUAGCCUGUGAGAUCCUCUGA
Molecule: messenger RNA, 301 nt
Organism: Empidonax traillii (willow flycatcher)
Lineage: Eukaryota; Metazoa; Chordata; Aves; Passeriformes; Tyrannidae
Product: hydrocephalus-inducing protein homolog
Exons: 3
Coding region: 20-301 (93 amino acids)
Biological process (GO): axonemal central apparatus assembly; cilium movement
Cellular component (GO): axoneme
Source: RefSeq, a predicted model, not a curated record